CUCAUCCUCUGGACGCUCUUUGGGAACGUGCUGGUGUGCGCUGCCAUCGUCCGCUACCGGCACCUGAGGAGCAAGGUCACCAACAUCUUCAUCGUGUCCCUGGCUGUGUCGGACCUGCUGGUGGCUCUGCUGGUCAUGCCCUGGAAGGCGGUGGCUGAGGUGGCCGGGUACUGGCCCUUCGGGGCUUUCUGCAACGUCUGGGUGGCCUUUGAUAUCAUGUGCUCCACGGCCUCCAUCCUGAACCUGUGCGUGAUUAGCGUGGACAGGUACUGGGCUAUUUCCAGCCCUUUCCGCUAUGAGAGGAAGAUGACCCAGCGGCUGGCUCUGGUGAUGAUCAGCGUGGCGUGGGCUUUGUCUGUGCUCAUCUCCUUCCUUCCUGUCCAGCUCAACUGGCACAAAGGUGGGGACGCUGUUGCUGCUAGUGAUAUCAGAGAUGGCAAUGAUACCCUCACUGGACCAUCAGAGAGCUGUGACUCCAGCCUCAACAGGACUUACGCUAUUUCCUCCUCCUUGAUCAGUUUUUAUAUCCCAGUGGCUAUCAUGAUAGUUACCUACACUCGAAUCUACCGCAUUGCCCAGGUGCAAAUUCGUCGUAUCUCUUCUCUGGAGAGGGCAGCUGAGCAUGCACAGAGCUGCCGGAGCAGCCACGUUGACUGCCACCAUCACACAAGCCUCAAGUCCUCCAUCAGGAAAGAGACCAAGGUGUUGAAGACUCUCUCCGUCAUCAUGGGCGUCUUUGUCUGCUGCUGGUUGCCAUUCUUCAUCUUGAACUGCAUGGUUCCCUUUUGUGAGAGCCCACCCAGUGACCCCCACGCUGGCCUUCCCUGUGUCAGUGAGACCACCUUUAAUGUCUUUGUCUGGUUUGGUUGGGCCAACUCCUCUCUGAACCCCAUCAUCUAUGCCUUCAACGCUGACUUUAGAAAGGUCUUCUCCAACCUCCUGGGAUGCAGUCAGUUUUGCUCUAGUACUCCAGUGGAGACUGUUAAUAUAAGCAAUGAGCUUAUCUCUUACAACCAGGACACCCUUUUCCAUAAGGACAUAGUGACUGCUUAUGUUAACAUGAUCCCAAAUGUGGUUGACUGUGAGGAAAAUCGUGAGGACCCUUUUGAUAGGAUGUGCCAGUUCUCUCCUGACCAUGACGUUGCCACUGACUCUGUAUGUGAGCUGGACUGUGAGGGGGAGAUUUCACUAGGCAAAAUAACACCUUUCACUCCAAAUGGUUUACAUUAAAUUUUAUCAUGCCCUGGUCAGUUCUUUUUGGAUUAUAAACCAAAAUAUUAGCGUUGAGUGGAAAAACCUGCUUGAUUUUACACUAUAGUUUGGUCAGUCACUUCACACUAAGCUCACUUCUCUGUGUAGUGCUUUGCAGGGUGUAGACAUUGUCAUGCAGGGAGCUGGCAGCA
Messenger RNA from Apaloderma vittatum (bar-tailed trogon), 1403 nucleotides. RefSeq names its product dopamine receptor D5 (gene DRD5). Gene Ontology annotation, molecular function: G protein-coupled receptor activity; dopamine neurotransmitter receptor activity. The record is from RefSeq and is a predicted model, not a curated record. Gene Ontology annotation, cellular component: plasma membrane. The annotation marks the transcript as partial. Gene Ontology annotation, biological process: adenylate cyclase-activating adrenergic receptor signaling pathway. The transcript is spliced from 2 exons. Lineage: Eukaryota; Metazoa; Chordata; Aves; Trogoniformes; Trogonidae.